AUGGCAGACUAUCUUCAAUUCGCCGACCCCUUUUGGGAAAAUCCUCCUAGCGAUACUGCUCCAAAAAAUGCCUUUCAACAUUGGGACAACAUAGCGAUGGCGCCAAUCUCUUCCAUGCCGAUGGGGACCGCAGAGCUCUCAAUCGUGGGCCAGGGAACCAUCGCAGUGAACUCGAAGACCACGGACGGCAUCGAAUUUUGCGUAUCAACAGGCACUUCUUAUCCAAAAUUGAUCUUGAAGCUUACCCAGCACAGCGCUACGUUUUACAAGAAGGAAGAUGCUGCAAAAGAAACACUGCUUGAGGGUACUGAUCUGAGGCCGGAAAGUAGUCGCUUUAUACCCAGUACCUCCCCGAAGGAUGGAACGGUCUACUGGCUUUCUAUAGAUAGAAGCAACUGGGUCUUGCGCUAUGGGAAAUACUACACCUCCAAAUGGUUGACAUUGGUAGAGGUGAAAUUGGAUGACAAAAAAGGAGAAUGGUUAGAACAACUGACUACUGUGAAGGUCGAUGACAGCAAGAAGCCGACUCGUGUCAUGGGCGUCCGAGUCGAUCCUAAUAUCAAAAUCUCUCGCCUUCCAGUCACGUUGGACCUUCCACCCAUUGUCGUUUCGAAUGAAGCCGUUACGCUCCGGAGGUUAGACUUCCUGGCUGAGACUUCUUGGGUGAAUCUCCCGAAUGCCUGUCAGAAUCUUUAUCACAAUAUUUCAGGGGAAAAGAUUUCACUUGAUGCAGAGCCCGAGUUCCAACAACUCGCCGAGGCAAUUCACAAGAGCGUUACGACGCCAGGGCUUUGGGGCCACAACAAGUUGAAAAGUAAAUGCAAAAAUCCUACAAACCCUGAUCCAAAGGAGUUCGUAUAUAAAUAUCUUCGCAUCACCAUUGGAUCCAACAAGGGCAACUCUCCUGGAAUUCCGUAUGUUAUGGAAGUUUGGCCCCCUGGUCAUAAAUCUCCCAUCCACGACCAUGGUGACGCUUGUGCAGUUAUUCGGGUUCUCUCCGGGACAAUCCAAUGUACUUGGUAUGAUACCCUCGUCGAAAACGUUGAUCCAAUCAUGCUUGGCCAGCCGGUGGCUCUGAAGAAAGAUCAGAUCACCUGGCUAGGAGAGAACCAGUAUCAGAUCCAUGCCCUCGAAAACAAGAAUGAUGAAACCUGCAUCACGUUGCAGUGUUACGAAUAUCCAAAGGAUAACGAUGUCCACGAGGAGAAAUUCCGUUUCAUCGAAACGUCUACUAAAGCAAAAGAUAGAUUCACCCCAAACAGCGAUUCUACUUUCACGGAGUUUUAUCAGCUUAUGAAAGACGAGUGGCACGCAAACAAAAGCGGCUAA
Messenger RNA from Penicillium angulare, 1329 nucleotides. Its product is annotated as cysteine dioxygenase. Lineage: Eukaryota; Fungi; Ascomycota; Eurotiomycetes; Eurotiales; Aspergillaceae. The record is from RefSeq and is a predicted model, not a curated record. The transcript is spliced from 3 exons. The coding region runs from base 1 to 1329 and encodes 442 amino acids. Gene Ontology annotation, molecular function: oxidoreductase activity, acting on single donors with incorporation of molecular oxygen, incorporation of two atoms of oxygen; iron ion binding.